Molecule: messenger RNA, 713 nt
Organism: Saccostrea cuccullata (small rock oyster)
Lineage: Eukaryota; Metazoa; Mollusca; Bivalvia; Ostreida; Ostreidae
Exons: 2
Coding region: 37-567 (176 amino acids)
Molecular function (GO): hydrolase activity
Source: RefSeq, a predicted model, not a curated record
AUUCAUCAUUUGGAACUGCCUUGAAAACAACACAAUAUGUGUAAUUUUGUAAACAUUAUACUCCUUUUUCUUUCUUUUCUCCAACCUGUCCACUGUAAGCUUUGCGACGGCAGAUAUUUCGACAUUGUGGGUCGAGUGGUGUUCGGAGAAGCCCGCAAUGAACCAAUGGCGGCCAAGCUCGGGGUCGUUUACACGAUGCUGAACAGAAUGCGUCACGAGGCGUACCCCAACAACCUGUACUCCGUCAUCUACGAGAGAAUGACCACCGGGGACUACAUGUUCCAGACUCUGAACGAUGCCAAUCACACGCUGGAGUGGCAACAAGCCAAAAUCAAUAGAUAUCCGGAAUAUGAGGACGUGUUUCAGGCGACAGUGGACGCUUUGUGUCGGUAUAAAUCUGAUCCUACUACAUGUGCGACAAACUUCUGCUCGACUGAUCCGUGUCCUGCUACGGAAUCUAAUCCUUGGUGGCUUGCCACGAAUAAAAUACAAUUAGGAAACCUAUACUUUGUCUGUAGAGUGAGUGCUACGGCGUCUAGAAACUCUCGAGAUCGAGGAAGAGGUUAAAGUGUUCGAAGUGUUCCAGAAUCGUGAGACCUCUAGUGAACACCACUAAACAUAGAAACAGAAACUUGUAUAUUUAUGUAUAUUCGCCUCAUCAUUUAUUGUGUUUUACGAUAAUGAAAAAUAACAACAAAGCAUACAUUUACCUA